AGGAGUGUGGUGUAUCAGAGAAAGCGUCUAGUUACUGGGUAGUCAAACGGAAGAGAAGUGUAAUUGAUGAUCGUUGCACGGAAUUAUCUUUCUGUAUUUUCCAGUAAACAGAGGAAUCAAAAUACUUUUUUUGCAGUGUUCAUUUGAAGCGGAGAGCAAAAUAUGACGUCAUUUCCAAAGAUGGCAUUCAGCUUUAGAAGAAAAGAUGCAAUGGCAUUUAAGCACAUAGCUCAUGGCUUGAUCCCUGCUGCCACCAUUGCCCCCAGGUCAGCUGUCCCCCGCACCCCUCCCCCUCGCAGCCCAAACCCCUCUCCAGAAAGACCCAGGUCUGCUUUAGCAGCUGCCAUUUUAUCCACAACACUAACUGGUCGUACAGUGGCAAUCCCCCAACCUCGACAGAGGUCCUUCUCGGAGACGGAUGUCUCUUAUUCAGAGAACAGGAGCAGCAUAGAGCCAUACGCCAGUACUGCUCAGAUUGAAAGGGAGAGGUGGAAUGACACUGUCAAUGGCAGGCGCCACAUGCCUUCCCCAAGGUUCUCUGAUGAUGAGGAUGAUGACUAUGAAGAUGUAGAGAAGGAGGUGCUAUCGGAGUCAGAAGGCCAUAUCUAUUGCACUCUUGCAAAGGAGGAUGAGAGUCAGAUUGAGCCUGUUUAUGCCAAACCAAACAAAAAGGGAAGAAUACCCAUGUCGUUGGGCACUAAUGAGACUGACAGCUCUGCAUAUCGUGUGGCUUCUCCGACUUUACCAUAUCAACUACGAACUGAACAAAUGCAAGAAAAGAACAUAGUUCAAGAGAAUUUACUUCAAAAGGCUGAAAUUUCAAAGGUGGAAGAAACAGCCCAAAGGCCUUCUCCAUCACCAGACCUGACACUUGACUUGAGCCUUGAAACUCCAAGAGCUGAUUCAAUCUUGUCUAAGAGGAGGACUUUAUCAAAGAAGAUCUUAAUAAAGGACAGCAAAUCAGAUUUGACAGAUGAUACAUACAAAGAACUGAUGGAAAUGAACAAGGAGAUAUUACAAGAGAUGAAAGAAAGAAAUCACGCUCUGGGCUGUGAAAAUCAGGCCUUAAUCCAGAAGCUUCAGGAGCAGGGCCAUCGACUGCAGAAGACACAACUCAGGCUAGACCAAUCACAAAAGGAAAACAGAAGGCUGAAGGAAGCAGAGGAGAGUCUAUCUAGGGAAGGCGCGGGGCUAACUGGCAAAGUUAAGGUGGGAGAAUCAGAUGGACGUCACGUGUGCCGACGGGGGGGGGCUAGCACUCCAGUCAGGUGUCAAGAUAGGGUCGGGGGGAAGGGUGCGCACGCAGUGCGAGAGAAGGGGAAACUGCUCGAUGAGUUAGCCUUGAGGAAGGGUGGAAGAUGGAAGUUGUUCAGACCACUGUCUAAAGAGGAGUGUUUGAAGAUCAAUGGCCUUCCGAUGAAAGGACCACCUCCACCAUGGCUGCUGGACAUGAAAUAUUUAUCUCCUUUGCUACUGGCAUAUGAAGACAGACUUGGAGAAAAGGAUUCUGCACUGCAUGCUUAUGAGGAGGAGAUGAAGAGUUUUGCUUCUCGUGUGAAGGCGGUGGUGAGGGAGAAUGAGGAGCUCCGCCUACAGCUUGAGAAGACUGGUGCUGUCAGCAACAAAGAGUGGCGUCAGUUACGAGACCAGGCCAGGCUUGUCCUGGAAGAAAACCAAGUGCUGAUGGAACAGCUGGAGGUUCAGCAGGCCAAGGCCAAGGACAGUCACAAGCAGCAUCUUCACGAAGUGUCUAAGUUGACCAAACAGCUGAUGCUCCUGGAAGCUGAGAAAGAAACCCAACAGGAAGAGCUUUUAGAAUGCAGCAAGCAACGGGAGGACUUCCGCUCCAAAUACAAGCACAUCAAAGACAACCUUGAGAACAAAGUGGAGCUGAAUGAACACGUCUCCACUGUGAAUGACCUGAAAAGGCAGCUGCAGCAGGAAGAGGAGAAGAGACAUGCGGAAGUAGAGGAUCUGAUGGGGAGGAUAGCAUCCCUUCAAACUGAGAAGAAAACACUGCUAUUGGAGAAAACAAACCUCAUGGCAGACAACAAGAGUAUUGAGACCGAGCUGGAAAUAUCACGGAAUGCCAACAGAAAGUCUCAGCGGAAGAUCGGCCUCCUGAAACAGCAGCUCGAGGAAGCUCUGGAUAAAGAAGUUGCUGCUCAUCAGUACCUUGCAAACCUGAUCAGCCUGGCUGAGAAAGCAACACAGGAGAGAGAUCAGCUUAUAUACAUGGCCAAAAACCUUGAAACCGACAAGCAAGAAGUGUUCAACAAGAUUUUAGAAGGGACCGUCCGAAUGGGCAAGCUGGAAGAGAAAGUCAAGGUGUACAAAAAGAAAGCCGCAGCCAAGCUGGGAGACAUGGGACACAGACUGUUGGAGCAGGAGGAGGGCUUUGCUGGGAAGACAGACUCCUACCAGAGAGAAAUCAAGCACCUCCAGAGGCUGUUGCGAGACAAGCAGGAAUCGCUCGACGAAGUGCUGCAGCAGAAAAGGGAAGUGGAGUGUGAACUGGAGAUUGUUUGGCAGUCAGCUUCCAGAGAAAACAAAAGAAUGAAAGACACCCUUUUCGAUUCUUUCUGCCAGAGCAGUGCCCUCUAUCUACAGGAAGCCUCAGGAGAGCCGUGCAGUCGAGCAGCCUUUAGAGCAAGGAGCCCGGGCUCACCCCACGGGAACAUGGGCACUGCCUAUCCCCUGGAGCUGCUGGAAGUGAACAGCACAUUCUCUGUUUCAUCUCCAAAAUGCAACAAGCCCAAGCAAGGAAUGCAGAAAAGCCCCAUGUUUGAGUCAGAUUCCGACCAGCAACAAAUUCCAUCAUCAGAUGAAGGCGAGAAGAAUGGGCUGGAGUUUUAUUCAUGAAAUGGGAAUCCUUUUUCUGAAAAGAUUGUCAUUGAGAUUCAUAUUCUAAAGCACAAAAAACAUACCAAAAAUCUUUCUACAAAAAUGUAUAUAUUAUACACACUUUACAUAUUCUGUGAUUUUGAAUGUCUUGAGAAAAUGACAGUAUUGUAGGUCUAUAUUUAAGAGAACAUUCUGACUUUCUUCAAUAGUGCAGUAUAUAUGAAUGAUCGUGCGUUAGGUAUUGUUAUGAAUGUAUUCAGACUGAGGUAAUGUUAAAGCUGCAACCGUGCCGCUAAAACAUAAUUAAUUGGUGUCUUUUUAUCAAACAAGCAAACCUUGUUGACUAUUCAAUUAGUCUAAAUUCCCAAGAUGGCUGUAGGAAUGUAAGCUUCUGCACUCCUUGAAACAUUCUUGCCAGUGAGCCCAAAUAUGCAUGGUACUUGCAGUAGUAAUAAGCACGGCUUAUAGAUCAGGAAUCAUAACAGAAGUAAAAAGGGGACCUUUUAUUCCCAAAUUGUGUUUUUUAUAACAACUGUUAUUAAACUAAAUGGGAUUCUACCCCUUUAAAUUAAGUACUGUAUGACAUCAAACAGCAAGUUGUGCCAAGUCAUUAUAUUAUGGAAGUCAGUCUGCAACAGAACAUUUUAGGAAGGCUUUGCCACUGUUUGUCCCAUAAACCCUGUCAUAAUAACGAGGUGGUAAUGCAAAUGUGGGAAGCCUAGAGCCAGAAUACCAGACACAAGUGACACCAUGCAGUGUUGGAGUAGAUUUUGACACAAUUUUGUUGUGUUACUAGAGAGAGAACGGUAUGUAUUGCAACUAUUAUUAACUUUUUAAAAAAAUCUUAAGCACUAUAAACUUUAAGGCCACCUUAGUAAAAAGUCAGCUUAAGGAUAUUUUUAACAGUUUACUCCUUUUGACUCCUCUUUUUCUUCUGUUAAAUAACCUCCCUAAUAAGACUGACUUGCUGUAAACUACCAACCGUAUUUACAAAGAACCUUUUUAAAACCAACUGAAAACAUGGAUGCAUUGUGAUAUCAUUCAAACUUUUAAAGAACUAAAACCAAAAGGCUAUCUGUUUGUUAAGGUCGGGUACCUUCACUGGCUUCAAUAUUGAGGUUUCACUAAUUAUGGCAAUUAUACUCUGAUUAACUGUUUAUCCCUUUACUAAAAAUAAAAAUUAUAUAUAUUAUAUAUGGUACAAUGGUACUUGACAGACCUCUGUGAAUUUGUGUAUUAUGGUUUCUAGUAUCACUGGUUUUGUAAAAUAAAUCAACUCAAGAGAGCAAGUAUUCUAGCAGUGACUCACUGGCCAGGGGGCAGCUCAGUCAGUGUUGGUCCCAGUACAAGGCUCUGUUGGGAUAUUCACAAAUGCUUGAAUGACAAUGCAAAGAAGUUUCUGCAAUUUUGAAUGCAUGUUCUUUCUUUGACAGUGUCGCAAGCAAAUUAUUUUUGUUUUUUUUGUGAGCAUUCUGAUUUUCUUAGGCAUCUUGUAAACAGCCUUCCCGGUAUCCCUUCAAUUUGUCACACUUUUCAUCACCGACAAUUCAUCACGGACAAUAACUCACUGAUUAAGGCCACAAUAAAUCAUAAAAGCUGUGCUAAAAACAAAUAGAGCUAUAAUAAAUCAUAAAUAACAGA
Messenger RNA from Polyodon spathula (Mississippi paddlefish), 4485 nucleotides. RefSeq names its product centrosomal protein 89 (gene cep89). NCBI's taxonomy places the organism in Eukaryota, Metazoa, Chordata, Actinopteri, Acipenseriformes, Polyodontidae. The record is from RefSeq and is a predicted model, not a curated record. Gene Ontology annotation, cellular component: ciliary transition fiber; centriole. Gene Ontology annotation, biological process: cilium assembly; mitochondrion organization; chemical synaptic transmission. The transcript has 21 exons. Bases 163 to 2862 code for a protein of 899 amino acids.